AUGGAGAUGAAAAGAUGGAAAAUAAAUUUCAUACAAGGCCAGACCCAAAAGACGCCCCUCGCUCCAGUCUCGUUCGGUGACCCUCCUCGGGCUGGCGUAGCGCAAUUACGCUCCAUCAAUGUCGCUAGCUGCUCCGUUUGCUGGGUACGAGGAGCGCUUUGGAGCUCCAGGGCGCUGUGGGCUUCGCCUUGCCUCUCAUUGGGCAGGAUUGGCGUGGCGCCGCCGCGUACUCUGCGCUCAGAGGUACCUGGAGCAUGCCCCGAGAGGCCUGCGCGGCGUGGGUACUGCCCGGCGCAGGUACCGCGUGAGAGCCAGCCCCAUGCCCAGCGCCAGUGCCUCCGCCAGCUUCUCCAUCUCGAGAUCCAGCCCAGCCCAGCCCAGCCCAUCCUCGCAUCCGCCAUCGCGACAUCCAUCCGCGCACAGUACCGUGCCAGUACCAGUACCAGCGCGCCAGUAACCACCUCUGCUCUAGGUAGCUCUCAUCCACAACUCGCAGUCAAUGCCUCCUCCGACGCCGACGACUCCCCCCGUGGCCGCCGCCGAGCCGCCAUGGCCGUGGCCAAAUCCAGAGCCAUCGCCAGAAGCGCGAAACCUCAGCGACGCCGAAACAGAAACGAGCCGUACCCAUGCCAUGGCAGCCGACGCAGCCAACCAGCCCGCUUGAACUCGUCAGCCCUUCUCGUCGUGCUUCUCGUCACCCCCCUCCUUCAGCGUCCCUUUUUCUGGGGCCGGGGGGGUUCCCUUCCCUUUCUGCUGCUGUUCUUGUGCACCUCUCCUGGAACCCAUAACCGAUUGCCCCCCCUUCUCAUUUUAGCAUCUGGUUCAUGUCUUCCAUGCGCUGCUCUCUUGUGCUGUGCUCGUCAGUUGUACCGCCGGCUUCUGGCCUGGUUCCGCGUUUUGAUGCUAGGGAUGCAUGUCAGCAAAGCGUUCCUUGCCUGGUCCGGCGGCGUUUUAGCACCGCUGGCUGGGCUCCUUUGGCUCUUUUGGCUCUUUUGGCUCUUGUGGCUCUUUUGGCUCUUGUGGCUCUUUCGGACGCCAUCCAUACCUCGCCGGUACGUACCACUUUGGCCAGACGAGGGACUAGCGGUGCGAGCUAGCGGUGCUACUGCCAUGAAUUAG
Molecule: messenger RNA, 1119 nt
Organism: Trichoderma gamsii
Lineage: Eukaryota; Fungi; Ascomycota; Sordariomycetes; Hypocreales; Hypocreaceae
Exons: 1
Coding region: 1-1119 (372 amino acids)
Source: RefSeq, a predicted model, not a curated record